Messenger RNA from Vicia faba (fava bean), 732 nucleotides. Lineage: Eukaryota; Viridiplantae; Streptophyta; Magnoliopsida; Fabales; Fabaceae. The record is from the annotation of a GenBank genome assembly.
AUGGCUAAGUAUUCAAAGAAUGUGCUUGUUUUCUGCAUUGGAAUGCUUCUUGUAAGCUUGUGGUGCAUGAAAGUGAAUGCUCAUGAAGAUGCACCUGGAAAAGGACACGAAGAUGACAUUGUUAAGCCCUUGAAGAAAGUGAAUGGUGACCAAGGAAUAUUUGGACCUGGAAAAUCGUUACAUGAAAAGGAAGAUGCAUCUGGAAAAGGACAUGAAGAUGACAUUGUUCAGCCCUUGAAGAAAGUGAAUGGUGACCAAGCAAUAUUUGGACCUGAAAAAUCGUUACAUGAAAAGGAAGAUGUAUCUGGAAAAAGACAUGAGGAUGACAUUGUUCAGCCCUUGAAGAAAGUGAAUGGUGACCAAGGAAUAUCUGGACCUAGAAAAUCAUUACAUGGAAAGGAAGAUGCAUCUGAAAAAGGACACGAAGAUGAUAUUGUUCAGCCCUUGAAGAAAGUAAAUGGUGACCAAGGAAUAUUUGAACCUGAAAAAUCGUUACAUGAAAAGGAAGAUGCAUCUGGAAAAAGACAUGAGGAUGACAUUGUUCAGCCCUUGAAGAAAAUGAAUGGUGACCAAGGAAUAUCUGGACCUGGAAAAUCAUUACAUGGAAAGGAAGAUGCAUCUGAAAAAGGACACGAAGAUGACAUUGUUCAGCCCUUGAAGAAAACAGGUGGAGGUGGUAAUAAAGGAGAGAAACAUGAAAAUCCUUUUAGAAGAUGGUUUGGUGAUAACUAA